This is a messenger RNA of Thermochaetoides thermophila DSM 1495, 1998 nucleotides long. RefSeq lists its product as uncharacterized. The coding region runs from base 1 to 1998 and encodes 665 amino acids. The transcript has a single exon. NCBI's taxonomy places the organism in Eukaryota, Fungi, Ascomycota, Sordariomycetes, Sordariales, Chaetomiaceae. The record is from RefSeq and is a predicted model, not a curated record.
AUGGACAAGAAGCAGGAUGAGUUAUUGCGGCGGCCUUUGUACCUCUAUGAUCUCCCGCCAGAGGUGCUCAAUUCCCUGACCCUAAAGACUGAUGAUGCGGGGCUUGCGAAUGUAGACGACGGCGACGACGCGACAGCCUCGAAAGACCAGGCUUCGGCCAAAUUGGCCAGCCAGGAUAACGUCCUUGGCUCCCAGUCUUGCUCACUAUGCAAUCUGUCAUUCGCCACAGUUGAGGAGCAGAAGGGUCACCUCAAGAGCGAUUUCCACCAUUACAAUCUGAAGCAGAAGAUGAAUGGCCUGAAACCUGUCUCUGAAGCCGAGUUCGAAAAGCUGGUAGAAGAGCUAGACCUGAGCAUUUCAGGUUCUGACACCCCGGAGUCCGAUGAUGAAGAGGAGGCCACAUCUCGCCGGGAAACUGCAUUAUCGGCACUGCUUCGAAAACAAAUCUCGUUGACAGACAACCGUAACCCUCCUGAUCGGGACGACGAGCAGUCUGCGAAGAGAAAAAGAGUGGGGGCCGGGAAGUCGCCGCUUUUGUGGUUCAGCUCGCCGACUCUGCCAGAGAACACUUAUUACGGCAUAUACAAGGCCAUGUUCACCCCUCAAGAGUUGGAAAAAGAAGACGCCAUUGUUGACGCCAUCAAAACGAGACAAUUGCCGCCAAUAUCUAUGCCAAAACAGUCUAAGGAGGGCGUAAAUGUGCCUCCUACAUAUAACGGCAGACAUAUCUUCCUCUGCAUGAUUGGUGGCGGGCAUUUCGCUGCCAUGGUGGUCUGCCUCUCUCCUAAACACAGCAAGCACGGCUCUAGCUCAGGCCCUCUUAACAGGGAAGCGGUUGUUCUAGCACAUAAGACCUUCCACAGGUAUACAACCAGACGGAAACAGGGGGGUUCUCAGUCGGCAAAUGACAACGCCAAGGGGCCUGCUCACUCGGCCGGCUCGUCCCUCCGUAGGUACAACGAGCAGGCACUGACGGAGGAUGUGCGCAACCUGCUCAAGGACUGGAAGGCCUUGAUUGACACGGCCGAUCUCCUCUUCAUCCGGGCCACGGGCUCUACGAAUAGGCGAACUCUGUUUGGACCUUAUGAGAAUCAAGUGCUGCGUGCAAAUGACCCACGCAUUAGGGGCUUCCCCUUCAACACUCGCCGCGCUACCCAGAACGAGCUUAUGCGCUCCUUCAUUGAGCUCACUCGGCUCAAAGUCCGUGAAAUCUUGCCUGAGCCUGCUGCGCUUCCACCAGCGGAGGACUCCAAAGCUAAACCCGAGCCCAAACCCCCAAAACCAUCACCACCCAAACUCACCGAAGAGCAAGAAACAGCGCUCUUCCACACAAACCAACUCCAAGCCCUUAUCCGCCGCUCUAAGCUGCCUGCUCUCCUGUCCUAUCUCUCAAACAACAACCUUCCUGCAGACUUCCGCUUCUAUCCCCCAGAGACCCAACAAAACCACCAUGCACCAACGCCUCUGCAUCUUGCCGCUUCUCUGAACUCGCCAGCCAUUGUCACAGGCCUGCUUACACGGGCUAAGCCGCAGCCUGCCGACCCGACGGUACUCAGUGCCGAGGGCAAGACCCCAUUCGAGUUGGCCGGAGACCGAGCAACGCGUGAUGCUUUCCGGGUCGCACGAUCCGAACUUGGUGAACAGGCGUGGGAUUGGGAAAAGGCGAAGGUACCACCCCCAAUCACCAAGGAAGAAGCAGAGAGAAGGGCAGAGAGGGAGAGGGCAGAGAAGGAGAAGGAGGAAGCUGAGCGGAGGAGACGGGAAGAGGAGAGGUUAAGGGCCGAAGAGGCCAGUAGGAAGAAUAACGGCACCGAGAAGGGGAAGAAGAGCGGAGGGUCUUUGCUGAACGCAGGAGCGCCGAAGACGGCAGAAGAGAAGAGACUGGAGGAGGCAAGGGGCCUGACGCCCGAACAGAGGCUGAAGCUGGAGAGGGAACGGAGAGCCCGUGCAGCAGAGGAGAGGAUACGGAGGAUGCAGAUGGCAGGGAGGGGUGGAUGA